Sesamum indicum (sesame) is the source of this 1669-nucleotide messenger RNA. It is a transcript of the gene CYP724A1, whose product is annotated as cytochrome P450, family 724, subfamily A, polypeptide 1. NCBI's taxonomy places the organism in Eukaryota, Viridiplantae, Streptophyta, Magnoliopsida, Lamiales, Pedaliaceae. The record is from RefSeq and is a predicted model, not a curated record. Gene Ontology annotation, molecular function: heme binding; oxidoreductase activity, acting on paired donors, with incorporation or reduction of molecular oxygen; monooxygenase activity. Gene Ontology annotation, biological process: sterol metabolic process; brassinosteroid homeostasis; multicellular organism development.
UUAAGAAUAAAAUGGCUACAUUUUGGGCUUUGGUGUUUGCUCUGUUGUUAGGCUUAGUUUUUGUGUGUAAGCUUUUUGGGAUCUCCAUUUUCAAAGAAAAGGCUGCUGCAGCCUUACCAAAUGGAACAAAGUUUUACUGGCCAUUGUUAGGAGAAACUCUUGCCUUUCUCCACCCUCAUAAAUCCACCUCUACAGGCAGAUUCCUUCAAGAACAUUGUUCUAGAUUUGGAAGUGUUUUCAAAUCCCAUCUCUUUUGUACCCCAACAAUAGUCUCUUGUGAUCUGGAGCUCAACACGUUCGUUCUUCAGAACGAGGAGAGGCUGUUCCAGAGCAGCUAUCCUAAACCGGUUCAUGACAUUCUUGGCAACUUAUCCAUGAUGCUCGUCUCAGGGGAGCUUCAUAAGAAGCUGAGAAGUGUUGCGCUUAGUUUCAUCAAUGCUUCCAAAUCCAGGCCUGAUUUUCUUCGUGUUGUUGAGAAAUUGUCUAUCUCCUUUAUUGAUUCUUGGAAAACCAAGAAUCAAGUGCAUUUCUUCAAGGAAGCAAAACAGUUAACUUUUUAUCUUAUGUUGAAAAAUCUGCUAAGUAUUGAGCCUGAGGAUCCGAUAGCUGCUAAAGUACUCCAAGACUUCCUCACAUUCAUGAAAGGCUUUGUCUCUCUGCCUCUACACAUUCCAGGGACUGCUUACUCAAAGGCCGUCACGGCAAGAAGAAGGAUAUCGUCCACUCUGAAAGAUAUAAUAAAGAAGCGGGAAAGUGCCAUGAGUGGAGCACAUGUAACAGGAGACUUUCUAGAUGAAGUAUUGGGAAAAGGCUGCUUAAAUGAUGAGGAAAAAGUGAGCAUUUUGCUGGACCUUUUGCUGGCUGGUUAUGAAACAACCUCUGGCCUUAUGGCCCUCAUCGUCUAUUUUCUUGCACACGCCCCGUCUGCCCUCCAAACACUUGAGAAUGAACACCAAGUCUUGAGGAAAAGAAAGAAGGAAGGAGAGCCUUUGAGUUGGGAAGACUACAAGAACAUGGAGUUUACUUCUCAUGUGAUUAGUGAAGCACUGCGUUGCGGAAAUCUAGUUAAGUUUGUGCACCGGAAAGCUCUCAAGGAUGUUAAGUUCAAAGAGUAUGUAAUUCCUGAGGGUUGGCAAGUGCUCCCAAUUUUCUCAGCUACACAUCUUGAUCCCUCCCUCCAUCAACAUCCCUCUGAUUUCAACCCUUGGAGAUGGGCCGACCCAGCAACAAGCAGAAAAGUGACCCCUUUUGGCGGAGGACUGCGGAUUUGUCCGGGGGCGGAACUUGGUAAACUGGAGAUUGCCUUUUUUCUACACCAUUUUGUCCUAAACAUAAGGUGGAAAACGGAAGUAGACGAGUGCCCAAUGUCAUGCCCUUACUUGGAGUUCAAGAGAGAUUUGGUGCUAGAGAUUGAGCAAAUACACAACUAGACACAACACACACACACACCCAAAUCAAUGUAUAAGCUUCAAAUUGAUUGGGGCAUAGCUGGAUUUGGAGUUGUUAGUAGGUUCAUUAUUAUCAGGAAAAUCAUAAAUUCCUAGCCCACAUUUUUGGAGUAGCUCAGCGAUAUUUGUAUAUUCCCAUCUUUGCAGUGGUGAAAUAUAAUGUGCUUGCUACUUGCUACUUGCUACUUGCUACCUACCCCUUCCCUAUUUUUCAGAUGUUU